CACACACAGAGUAACAAUAUGGCGCUGGGUGGAGUAGCUUUACGAUUUUGGCCAGUCGUUGUCUGAAAGACAGACGAUCGGACAGGAUGAACCUCUGCGCUCAAUAUUUACGACAGGCAGAGGCCCUGAAAGCUGACAUGACUGCAGACUCUAAGAUGGGAGCAGCAGAGGUGUGGACGUCCAGGCAGGCCCUCCAGGAUGUGUACCAGAAGAUGCUGGUCACCGACCUGGAGUACGCCUUGGACAAGAAAGUGGAGCAGGACUUGUGGAACCAUGCCUUUAAAAACCAGAUCACCACCCUGCAGAGCCAGGCCAAGAACCGGGCCAACCCAAACCGCAGCGAGGUGCAGGCCAACCUGGCCCUGUUCCUGGAGGCCGCCAGUGGCUUCUACACACAGCUGCUCCAGGAGCUGUGCACGGUGUUCAACGUGGACCUACCCUGCAGGGUGCGUUCCUCCCAGCUGGGCAUCAUCAGCAACAAGCAGGGGGUCUGCAGUGGCAUCGUCACGCCACAGAGCAGCUCCUGCUCCUACAUCUGCCAGCACUGCCUGGUGCACCUGGGAGAUAUAGCUCGUUACCGUAACCAGACCAGCCAGGCGGAGUCCUACUACCGCCACGCUGCCCAGCUGGUGCCCUCCAACGGUCAGCCGUAUAACCAGCUGGCCAUCCUGGCCUCCUCCAAGGGAGACCACCUCACCACCAUCUUCUACUACUGCCGCAGCAUCGCCGUCAAAUUCCCCUUCCCUGCUGCCUCCACCAACCUGCAGAAGGCCCUGUCCAAGGCCCUGGAGAGCCGUGAUGAGGUGAAGAACAAGUGGAACGUGGCAGACUUCAUCAAGGCCUUCAUCAAGUUCCACGGCCACGUGUACCUGAACAAGAGCCCGGACAAGCUGAGCCCUCUGAGGGAGAAGCUGGAGGAGCAGUUCCAGAGGCUGGUUCUGCAGAAAGCCUUCAGCUCCCAGCAGCUGGUCCACCUGACGGUCAUCAACCUGUUUGACCUGAACCACCUGAGGGACCUGAGUCUGGAGGGCACCGAGCAGACCUACAGCCCGGACCAGCUCACCAGCUGGGCCCAGCUCCUGGGCCUGUUUGUGUCCUUCCUGGGAGUGAUGUGCUGCCGGGUGCUGCUGAACCACCACCAGCACCAGGGGGAGCUGCUGGGCGAGUGUCCGCUGCCAGCCGUCAAGGUGUCCCUGGACUGGCUCCGCCUGCGGCCCAGCGUCUUCCAGGAGGGAGCCCUGCACCAGAGGCAGCACGUUUGGCCCUGGCUGGUCUCCAUCCUCAACAGCUUCCAGCCAUGUGAGGAAAUCUUUGCGCCAUCUGCUGGUGUCACUCCCCUGCCAGAGGAGUUUGAGCUGCAGGGAUUCCUGGCCCUCAGGCCUGCCUUGAGGACCCUGGACUUCAGUAAGGGCCACCAGGGCAUGCUGCUGGAUGGGGACACCCCCGCCCUCCAACCCCGCCACCACAGACUCAUCAGCCUGGGGAGAUGGAUCGCUGACACCCUUCCCUGCCUGAUGCGCUACCAGGCGAGCGACGAGGGCCAGCUCCUCUUCCUCAGCGACCUCCCGGGUCUGCCGGUCCCGGAGCCCCAGGAGCGGGAGGUGCCCGUCCUGCAGGAGUCGUCCAACGGCGAGGCGCACGACGCGGCCGCCAACAGGACCCUCAAGUCGGUGCUGUCGGCGGGCCGAGGCCCCGCCCCCGGCCCGGACGCCGGCGAGCGGCCCGUGGUCACCUUCAAGGAGAACAUCAAGCCCCGCGAGCCGAGCCGCGACGCGCCACCCGCCCGCGCCGGACACGCCGAGCGCCCGCGGGACCCCCCCCUCAAGGCCGUGGGCACGGCUGGGCGGGCGGAGCGGGCGGAGCCCAAGAGGGAGGGCAAGAGGAAGUGUGAGGCCAAGAGGACGCUGCAGGACAAGGCGUGCGACGCCGGGAAACAGGUGAAGGGUCAGCCUGACCAGAGGAAGACCCCUGUGAGUCAGCCCCAGACCACCUGCUCCUCCCAGUUCAUCCCCAUCCACCACCCUGGAGCCUUCCCCCCUCUUCCCAGCCGACCAGGUUUCCCGCCGCAGGCCUACGUCAUCCCCCCCCCUGUGCCGUUCGCGGGCCUCCAGGUGAACCCGGGCUUCAGCUUCUCUGCGGGGGUCCCGGGUGCCUUCCUCCAGAACUCCGGCCCCCAGCCCAACUCCGCCUCCUCACAGGGCCCGGGAGGGAAGCCAUCCCACAUCCCGUACAGCCAGCAGCGGCCGUCGGCCCCCGGGCCAGCACCCGGGCCGGGGGGCCCGGGCCAGCAGCCCGCACCCCAGCAGCUGCAGGUGCAGACCCUGCCGCUCCAGCAGCAGCAGCAGUCCCCCACCAAGCCGGUCCAGAUGGGGAAGAGCCCCCCACACAUUCCGGGCAUGCAGCAGCAGUACAUGCAGGUCCAGGAGCAGCCGGCCCCCAUGUGGGGCCAGGGCCAGGCGGGGGUGCCGAAGAUGCAGAUGCAGCCCGCCAAGCAGUCCCAACAGCAGCCCUACUUCCUGUCGCCUCAGGCCCCUCCCAGCCCGCUGGACAACAGCAACAAGGGGAUGAAGUUCCCCGACGUGGUCCAGAUGCAGGACUACUACUGGGAGCAGGCCGCCUACCGCAUGGGGGGCGGGGAGCGAGGCCUGGGGAAGAGACCCCCCCCUGGAGGCUUCUGCCCCGAGGCCGACGCCCCGUCCGCCGCUGGGCCCCGCGGAGCUCCGUUUGAGCAGGAAAACAGGGGCUCGGUCCUCCUGCCAGAGCUGGUCAAAUCUCUGGCCGACUUGGAGGAGACGGGGGAGGGCCUGCUGUGUACUAAAGCCCCUGGUUUCUACCAGGCCCUGGCUGGGCCUCUUAGCACUGCUACCAGACACAGCCUGUUUCUGCCAAGUCAGACCAGGAUGGACGGCGUCUCGGACAUGAUCAGCCAGUCCUCUUCCCUGCUGCCCAUGAGCGGCUUCCCCAUCCAGGAGAACUUCCAGAACAACAGCAUCUUCAGCCAGGCAUAUGGCCACCAACUGGCACCCCACCCCAAGCCCGAUGCUCCCAUGAUGCACCAGGAGCCCUCGCUCUACUCCCUGUUCGAGGGCACGCCCUGGUCCCCCUCGCUGCCCGCCAGCUCAGACCAGUCCACCCCGGCCAGCCAGUCCCCCCACUCCUCCAACCCCAGCAGCCUGCCCUCCUCCCCCCCCACCCACAGCCACGCCGCCACCCCCUUCUCCAACUUCGGGCCCAUCGGCACUCCGGACAGCCGGGACCGCCGACUGCUUGACCGCUGGAAGACCGAUAAGACCGGGGGUGUUGGGGGCCUAGGCUUGGACUACCUGCCCUCGGGGCCGGUGGCUCCAGACCCCAGCUGGCACCAGCCCGGCCCGGCAAACAGCUCCUGGGCCGGCCAGGACACGCCCAUGGAGGACUCCUCCACCGUGCUGCUGGACAGCCUCAAGUCCAUCUGGUCCAGCUCCAUGAGGCAGCCGGGCCCGUCCGCCCUGGAGCAGCUCCUCCUGCAGCAGAAGCAGAAGCAGCAGCGGGCCCACGGCAACAUGAACCCCCCCCACUGAGCAGCAGCGCCCCCUGCUGAGGGGGGAAUACCUGGAGGAACACCCACAUUACUGUGGGGAGCGGUGGAGGGGAGUUGACCCCGCCACCCACCCACCCACCCAAGAGCCCCAACGACGGGAGCCACGGUUGCUAUGAUCUGUUGCCGAGGCGCGCCUCACCACAUGGGAGGACAGGGGGGAGGGCAAGCGAGCAAGCUCUCUCUCUCUCUCCACGCCGCCGCCGAAAAACCCAAGGUCCGGGUUCAACUGUAAGCCCCAGACUCAGAACAGACCCCUCCUACACACACACACACACACACACACACACACACACACACACACACACACACACACACACACACACACACACACACACACACACACACACACACACACACACACGUGUAGGACGAACCCCCCUCCUUUCGGACCUCUUCUCUUCCUCGUGCGAAAGUCUUCCCAGGAACGACGUCACGACUCAACGAUGAUCUCUGAUUGGCUGUUUGCUCCCGGCGGAUAUCUCUUUUUAAAGACGC
Gadus chalcogrammus (walleye pollock) is the source of this 4075-nucleotide messenger RNA. RefSeq names its product SMG7 nonsense mediated mRNA decay factor (gene smg7). Gene Ontology annotation, biological process: nuclear-transcribed mRNA catabolic process, nonsense-mediated decay. The record is from RefSeq and is a predicted model, not a curated record. The coding region runs from base 87 to 3560 and encodes 1157 amino acids. The transcript is spliced from 23 exons. Gene Ontology annotation, molecular function: telomerase RNA binding; protein binding; telomeric repeat DNA binding. NCBI's taxonomy places the organism in Eukaryota, Metazoa, Chordata, Actinopteri, Gadiformes, Gadidae. Gene Ontology annotation, cellular component: telomerase holoenzyme complex.